GUUCUCGAUAUUUACACAAGUGACGGGUUUCUCUGACUGUCCUAUUUUCCUGUAAGCAGUGCUGGAGUCACACACAGAUCCUCUCUGUCAGGAUUUAGAUAACUGAAGGGAAUAAGCAGAAUUUUGGAUUAAGUGGACAUCUAAACAAUCAAAUUAGUAGCGGUGAAGAUGAAUUCCUGGCUCCUGCGCGCGCUCGCGGUGAUGGUCGUCUUCUGUUGCCGUGACGCCCUCUCGUGUCCGAAGCGAUGCACGUGCCACUUCAGCGCCAAAACAACCGAGGUGGUGUGUCCUGACGCUGGCCUCUCGCAUUUCCCUGGAGACGGUCUUCCAGGAAACACCACCUCCCUAACCAUCCAGUUCACCAACAUGAGCGUGCUGACCUCGCAACACUUGACAGCCAUCCCACUGCUGGAGGAGUUACACCUGCCCGGAAACAAACUGAGCAGUUUACCAGCAGAUCUUCUGAGGGGCCUUCACUACCUGCACACUAUAGACCUCACAGAUAAUGAACUGCGAGAGCUCCCUGCAUAUGUUUUCCAUCACGCUCCACUUCUCAACCUGGUGUUGAAGGACAACCGCAUCUCCAGCAUCCACCCAGACUGGUUGCCCAACAACAGCAAUAUCACUUGGUUGGACUUGUCCGGAAACCAUCUUGUGAAAUUCCCAAUACCCCAACUCCAAAGUCUGAGUCAGCUAAAGGUUCUGCACCUCUCGCAGAACAAACUCGAAGAGCUUCCAGUUGGGUGUUUAGAUGCUCAGCCCGCUCUAGAGAGACUUAAUUUAGACCAGAACAAAAUCCAGUCCCUGGAUGUAAAAGCCUUUAGUCGCUCUGGUAACUUGACUCACAUAUUCCUGCAGAAAAAUAGAUUAGAGAUUGUCCCACCAGCUGUAUUCCAGGGGCUCAAGCACUUGGAGUACAUCGACCUCAGUGACAACAAGCUGCAGUUUUUGUCCCCUGGCACAUUAGACAUUAAUACCAGUUGGGUGGAGUUGACCUUUAACCCUUGGCAUUGUGAUGCUAAAAUAGAGUACCUGGGAGAAAACUUGCUGUGGAGUCCCUGCAAUCAGAGCCCAAAUGUACUGCACCAGAGAAUCUGAAAGAUCGUGUCAUCGCAACACUCACCCGCAAAGAAAUGGGCCUGCCGGAGUAAGAGAAACAACAUGAUCUGGAAGAGAUGUAGAUUACAAUAAAUGAUUUUUUUUAGCUUUAAGAGGGGACACAACACCAUAGUGGAUCUUAAAAAAAAAAUGGAUCAUGUGAAUGCUUGCAAUCUGCAUUGCAAAUAAAGAUUUAUUAAAUUUUC
Molecule: messenger RNA, 1304 nt
Organism: Cyprinus carpio (common carp)
Lineage: Eukaryota; Metazoa; Chordata; Actinopteri; Cypriniformes; Cyprinidae
Cellular component (GO): plasma membrane
Molecular function (GO): protein binding
Source: RefSeq, a predicted model, not a curated record